CAGCUCUUGUUAUUACAGGCAUCGAUGCAUGCCAACGCCAGGAUACAAAGAAAUUCCAUUAUCCCUCAUCUCCUGUGUGCUGCCUCUGUGGCGGAAAAAAAAAAAAAAAAGAAAAGAAAACCACCACACCAUGCCGUCCUCAGGACUGGAACGGGGGAGAAUUAUGACUCAGAAAUGAGGAGGGAGAAUUCUGUCCAUGAGCGGAGAGCAUGCACAUUUCCCUUGAUGUCUCCUCUAGUAGCCGUAGUUUCCUUAAUUGUUGUUGAUAACUGCAUCCUUUUACUUCAACUGAGGUUCAUUUCAGGGACUGGAGAGAGAGAAACGCACUCAAGGGCGCCUCCAAAACGUGGUCUGCUCUUAUCUGAGCGGUCAGGAGGGGUGGAUUCUUCUCGACAGUCACUUAUCCAGCGCGAUAGAGAUAGUGGUGGGAAAGGAGCGAUGGGAGGAGUGAGGAGAAAAGAGAGCGAGCGUACUUAACCCUGCCACUGAGUGACUCUUGUAACCAGGGACAAAAGGUAGCAACGCAUCCAACGCCACUUUUCGCCCACGGACUGCUGCGAAGAAAUGAGGCCGGCACUCAGCGCGUAUUCUGACUUAACAAUCUCCAUCACAGGCACCCUGGGGUGUCCUUCGUCUGGCUCGGAUAACCGCCUUCUUCAGCUUUAAUGGGAGCUGCUGUGAUUUUCCUGUAAAAACAAACCCAUGUCAAGGGUGACGGUGGGCUUCAACUGGCAUUCAUAUGUCUGUGUUUUUGGCAGAGGAGAAAACCAGAGAGGAGGGAGUAACAGGUGCGGCUUGUCAAGGUGGAUUUAAAAGUGUGGAGUGAAGCUAAAGAUCAUGGGGAAAUCCAACAGCAAGCUCAAACCGGAGGUGGUGGAGGAGCUUACCAGGAAAACAUACUUCACGGAGAAAGAGGUGCAACAGUGGUACAAAGGCUUCAUCAAAGACUGUCCGAGUGGGCAGCUCGAUGCUUUGGGCUUUCAGAAGAUAUACAAGCAGUUCUUCCCCUUUGGUGAUCCCACAAAGUUUGCGUCGUUUGUCUUCAAUGUGUUUGACGAAAACAAGGACGGACGCAUCGAGUUCUCCGAGUUCAUCCAGGCGUUGUCCGUGACUUCUCGAGGGACCUUAGACGAGAAGCUGAGAUGGGCUUUUAAAUUAUACGACCUUGACAACGAUGGAUACAUCACCCGGGAUGAGAUGCUGAACAUUGUUGAUGCCAUAUAUCAGAUGGUGGGGAACACGGUGGAGCUGCCAGAAGAGGAGAACACCCCAGAAAAGAGAGUGGACCGUAUUUUUGCAAUGAUGGACAAGAAUGCGGAUGGGAAGCUGACCCUGCAGGAGUUUCAGGAAGGCUCCAAAGCCGACCCGUCCAUCGUACAAGCACUGUCCCUGUACGACGGACUCGUGUAGGACUGUGAGAUGGGUCCGACGACUCCUGCGCCAAACAUGCUAAUCGAGCACCAUUGCACCUCUAUCGAGAAGACGCCGAGCACUCUGCCAUCAACUCACUCCCCCGGAACGUGGACUGCCAACUCCAAUCGCAUGGCCGCACAAGCACUUGUGUCAGUAGCUGUUUGUCUGCCUCUCCACUAAAGGACUGUGAAGAACAUAUAUAUUUAUCGCCUGGAGCCUUCCAAGCAAAAGCCUCUCAGUCAUUUCUGCCGCUCAGAGAAACCGCUCCAUCUCAGCGUGGACUCAGUCUGGAAGGAUCUGAACGCAGUUGUAUAUUGUACAUAUGAUUAUUUAUUUUCACCCAUAAAUAAUGGAAUGGAGUAUUUUUUAUUUUGUAUCCAAGUAGUAUUGCACUGUCCUUACUGUGGGAUUGCUUCUUCACAUUUCCUGUUUUUUAUUUGCCGAGCAGUGUUGGAGGAGCCGGUAGUUUACUGUGGAUGAUUUUACUAUGUUUGCUGCCUGUUUGUCCCAUUGUGUUUUUACUUCCCUGCAAGCAUGGGCGACCACUGUCUGCAGUACUGCAUGGCUGCAUCCUGAAUGACGUGAGCAAGCAGCAGCGCCAACGCUCCCAGCAUACAUUUGAAUUGGGAGCAUCGUUCUCCGCCCUCAGCAGACACAAAGACCUGGACUUGGAGAGCAUCCACUCUGGCCGUUAAACCGUUUUUUGUCAGCUCCGUGGUGAUGAUUGUCCACAGCAUGUGAUGAUGCCUUUCUUUUCGCCGGAUUCCUUUUGAAUAUUUAGGGUGUUUUACUACUUGGUCGAAUGCCUUAUGCAAUGGAUUGUUUGCUAAACAAUAAAUGCCAUUUUACCUGUACACCAACAGCAUA
Molecule: messenger RNA, 2280 nt
Organism: Synchiropus splendidus (mandarinfish)
Lineage: Eukaryota; Metazoa; Chordata; Actinopteri; Syngnathiformes; Callionymidae
Product: neuronal calcium sensor 1
Exons: 8
Coding region: 838-1410 (190 amino acids)
Molecular function (GO): calcium ion binding; calcium sensitive guanylate cyclase activator activity
Source: RefSeq, a predicted model, not a curated record